AUGUCGGCCAUGACGGUGGAGAGGUGGUUGGGGUUGUGGACGGGUGUGGGGAGCGUCAUCUUCCUGUGGACGAAGGUGCAGGACCACAUCCCGGCCGCACUCCGCCACUACCUCACGACCUCAGCGACCAAGCUCGCAUCCUACUUCAGUCCCUACCUCCAAAUCACCAUCUCCGAGCAGGGUAUCGAGCGAUUCCAGCGCAGCGAAUUCUUCCUCACCGUCGAGGCCUACCUCAGCGACGCAUGUGCCCGCCGAGCGCGCAAGCUCAAGGCCGAGCUUGGCAAGGACAGCAAUAACCUCCAGGUCUCCGUCGACGACUACGAGGAGAUUACUGAUGAGUUCUCCGGCACUACGCUGUGGUGGUCCGCCUCCAAGAAGCAGUCGAAUGCGCGCAGCCUCAUCAACCUCUACCCCGGCCAGGAUGAGAGCCGCUUCUACCGGGUUGUCUUCCACAGGCGCCACCGCGACCUCGUCGUCAACAGCUACCUGCCUUUCGUCCUCGGCGAGGGCCGCGCCGUCACCGUCAAGAACCGCCAGCGCCGCCUCUUCACGAACAAUGCCAGCAGCAGAUGGAACCCUUACAAUUCAAAGAGCGUCUGGAGCAAUGUCCCGUUCGAGCACCCAGCAACGUUCGACACCCUCGCCAUGGAACCCGAGCAUAAGGAGGCCAUCAUCGACGACCUCAAGGCGUUCAAGGAGAGCAAGGAGUACUAUGGGAAGGUCGGAAAGGCAUGGAAGCGUGGGUACCUCCUGUACGGGCCUCCUGGCACCGGCAAGUCCACUAUGAUUGCCGCCAUGGCCAAUUACCUUGACUACGACGUCUACGACCUCGAGCUCACGGCGGUCAAGAACAACACCGAGCUGCGCAAGCUCUUCAUCGAGACGACAGGCAAGUCCAUCAUUGUCAUAGAGGACAUCGACUGCUCCAUCGACCUCACAGGGAAGCGCACUAAGGCAAAGAAGGCCUCCGCUGACAAGGAAGCUGAUGACGAAAAACCCAAGCUUCCCGGGGAACCGGAGAAGGAUGAAGCGACAAAGGUGACCCUAUCGGGCCUGCUCAACUUCAUCGAUGGGCUAUGGUCGUCUUGCGGCGGCGAGCGGAUCAUCAUCUUCACGACCAACCACAAGGAGAAGCUGGACCCCGCGCUGAUCCGGCGGGGCAGGAUGGACAAGCACAUCGAGAUGUCCUACUGCCGCUUCGGGGGCUUCAAGGUCCUCGCCAAGAAUUACCUGGAUGUCGUUGUUGAGCACGAGAUGUUUGGCGAGAUCCACCAAUUGCUCGAGGAGACUGACAUGUCACCUGCAGACGUGGCAGAGAACCUGAUGCCUAUGUCAAACAAGAAGAAGAGGGACCCUACUGAGUGCUUUCUAGGCCUUAUCGAGGCGCUCAAGAAAGCUAAGGAGGACGCGACGGCCACCAAGGCGAAGGAGGAAGAGGAGGUUGAAGCCAAGAUUGCUAAGGAGAAAGAGGAGGGAGAGGUGAGCAAAGCCAAGGAGAAAGACAAAGGGAAGUGCGAGGCCGUUGGAGACAUGAAGCAAGUUGAUAAGUAACACAAGGACAGUGAGCCUCAUUGUGUGCUCGUUUAAGCUUUAAAAGCACAUAAAUAAUCAUGGUGUGAAGAUGUAAUGUUAGAAGAAGAUGAUUGGACUGCGUGUGAUGUACAUUA
Messenger RNA from Lolium rigidum, 1667 nucleotides. RefSeq names its product AAA-ATPase ASD, mitochondrial-like. The record is from RefSeq and is a predicted model, not a curated record. Gene Ontology annotation, molecular function: ATP binding; ATP hydrolysis activity. Lineage: Eukaryota; Viridiplantae; Streptophyta; Magnoliopsida; Poales; Poaceae. The transcript has a single exon. Bases 1 to 1551 code for a protein of 516 amino acids.